This is a messenger RNA of Porites evermanni, 1386 nucleotides long. The record is from the annotation of a GenBank genome assembly. NCBI's taxonomy places the organism in Eukaryota, Metazoa, Cnidaria, Anthozoa, Scleractinia, Poritidae.
UCAGCUUGGGUCGGUUCACUCUACAUUGCACUCUCCUGGGUUUUUGGACCAUUGGUAAACCAUCUCGUCAAACGUCUCGGAUUUAGAAUCACAGCCACAAGUGGGUGUCUUAUAAUUUCGAUCAGCUUUUGCGUAAGCUCGUUCGAGGACAAUGUUUGGCUUUUCCUUAUUUUAUUCUCAGUAAUUGGAGGAUUGGGUUCAGCAAUGUCCUACCACUGCAGCGUUCUAGUUGUUUUAAGACACUUUGUGAAGUGGCGUUCUCUUGUAGUUGGAAUAACAGCGUCGUCAUCAAGUGUAGGCAUGUUCGUCGUGACGCAAAUCACCGAGGCUCUUCUUUCAAAUUAUGGAUUCAAAAACGCCCUCAGAGGUUGGGCCAUCUUGUUUUUCCUGGCGAUCCCACUGGCCUACUCUUACGACUCAAAAUCGGAUGUUACCGUAGGUACCAUCAAAAGAAAUGAUGACGGAUCCGAACAAGGUGUGGAAGCCACUCACUCACCAAGCCUUUCGCGAAAUGGGCACUUCAUCAUUUAUCUUUUCUCCGUUACCUUGGUGUUCUUUGCCGUGCCUACGCUAUCAAUUUUCCUGGUAAGAUGUGAAUUAACUAAAUUUUAUUGUUAUACAAUCAAUUCUAACUUUUUAAUACACGUCUCUGAAACAGAGUUGAUCCCCUCCCCGCAAUACGAUGGAUUUACGGGGAAUUCGAGGAGGAAGAGAAUUCUUUUUUAAUAAAAAUAUUAAUUCUCCGUUUUUCAGAAUCAAUUUAACAAUUUUUCCUCCCUUCCAUUAUACCCCCGCGUACGUAGCAAUCUUUCUAAAAAAAUACCCCUAUAUUCUCUAACCCCAUACUAGUCCUUACAUCACCUCAUGGCGACUUUUUCUGUCACUGCAACGAUUAACAUAACGCACUCCUCUGCAAAUGAUCGACUUUUCACCAUCUAUAUUCUAUAACUACGUCAGAUCUGUAUAAUCGCCAGCUACUUAAAUAUUGGUUGUUUCCGUCUUUCUUUCUAGGUGAAAUUUUGUGAGAGUGAACUUGGCAUUUCAACGCAACGAGCCUCCAUGCUAUACAUGUACAUGGCGAUCGCCUUCUUUUUUAGCAACCACUUGUUCUGCAAGCUUAGUGAAUUCAAAUUCAUCAACAUCUUUGAUCUUUAUCAAUUUUCAACGACAUGUCUCGGCGUCUGCUUGUUUCUGUUACCCUUGGCAACAUCUUACAAAGCUGUGGUGGUGUUAUCUGUUAUGUUUGGUCUCAUGGAUGGUGGACGAUACGGUUUAAUGCCACUGAUGGUGUUAACAUGUGUAGGACAGAAGUCAGCUGACCAAGCUUGGGGUUUUGUCGCAUUCUCUGUCGGUCUUUCUAGUGCCAUUGGUCCAGUUAUAAUAGGU